UUUCAUAGCUAUAUAAACACUACUCCUAUCACUCCAAAAAUAUUACCAAGAAACCAAAUUAAUUUAGAAAUUAAGCCCUCUCUUUCAGUUUCAGCAAAGUAAAAAGAAGAUUCAAUUUAGUUUUCCCUCUUCAAACAAAAAAGAACCAACUUCAAAUUCACCUCUUUUUUAGCAAUACAUCCCAUGGCUCCCGAGCUCGUUACCGCGGCGAAACCGGCGGCUGUGGCGUCGAGGGCCUACGUGACUUUCUUGGCCGGCAACGGGGACUACGUGAAGGGCGUGGUGGGGCUGGCCAAGGGCCUGCGGAAGGUGAAGGCGGCGUAUCCUCUCGUGGUGGCGGUGCUGCCCGACGUGCCGGAGGAGCACCGCCGCACACUGGUGGAGCAAGGCUGCAUAGUUAGGGAGAUCGUGCCCGUUUACCCGCCGGAAAACCAGACGCAGUUUGCCAUGGCGUAUUACGUCAUCAACUACUCCAAACUCCGUAUAUGGGAGUUUGUGGAUUAUACGAAGAUGAUAUAUUUGGAUGGUGACAUACAAGUAUACGAGAACAUAGAUCACCUGUUUGAUUUGGAGGAUGGUUAUUUAUAUGCGGUGAUGGAUUGCUUCUGUGAGAAAACGUGGAGUCACACGCGUCAAUACAAGAUUGGCUACUGCCAGCAGUGCCCCGAGAAGGUGACGUGGCCGGCGGAGAUGGGGGCGCCGCCGGCUCUCUACUUCAACGCCGGCAUGUUCGUGUUCGAGCCUAGUCUUGCCACCUAUGAGAGUCUCCUUGAUACCCUCAAAAUCACCACUCCUACUUGUUUUGCUGAGCAGGAUUUCUUGAACAUGUUUUUUAAGGAUGUGUACAAGCCGAUACCGAAUGUGUACAACCUUGUUCUAGCCAUGCUUUGGCGCCACCCAGAGAAUGUGCAGCUUGAGCAAGUGAAAGUGGUUCACUACUGCGCUGCGGGGUCGAAGCCAUGGAGGUACACAGGGAAGGAAGAGAACAUGCAGAGAGAAGACAUCAAGAUGCUGGUUGAGAAAUGGUGGGACAUUUACAACGACGAGUCUUUGGACUUGAAGAAAUCUCACGGCCAAAUCGACGGCGGCCGUGUGCAGCCGUUGAUUGCAGCGGUGUUGAAUGAGGCUACUGCGCGUAAAGUGAAACUGGUCGCCGCCCCUUCCGCGGCUUGAAUUCUGCUGAGGAGCUUUGUAUAUACUACUAUGGCAAAAUUAAGUUGGAGAUGAAGUUGAAGUCUUUGGUUUCUUCUAAAGAAGUAUUGCUGUGGGGGAAGAUUGCAGAUAGAGUCUAAGAAUUGUUGAUAGUUUGUGUGUCCGAUUUUGCUGUUGCAAAAGGGGAGAAAUAAUGUUGGUAUUAGGCUCCUGUGGUUUGCUUGCCAUUCUAGAGAGAGGUGGCCAAAGUUUAUUUAAUCCUCUCUUUUUUUUUUGAUAAUCAAUACCAAUACCGAUUUAAUUCUACUUUGAAA
Molecule: messenger RNA, 1466 nt
Organism: Salvia miltiorrhiza (redroot sage)
Lineage: Eukaryota; Viridiplantae; Streptophyta; Magnoliopsida; Lamiales; Lamiaceae
Product: galactinol synthase 1-like
Exons: 4
Coding region: 184-1173 (329 amino acids)
Molecular function (GO): glycosyltransferase activity
Source: RefSeq, a predicted model, not a curated record